CACCGUUUUGUUUGAGCACACAGUCACAGUAAUUAAUUAAUAAAUAAAUAAAUUACCAAAAUUAAGAAAAAUUAUAAUUAAAAAUUAGUAGAGGGAGAGUGUAGACUAGGGGAGUGACUUUGUGGGGUUUUAAAUCCACAUCUCUGUUCAUUUCCGUCUUAACAUUGGGAUUAUCAGGAGAGCUGUCAUCACCUCCAAGCUCAAUCCGAUCCGAUGGAGGUCGAUAACAAGAUGUACAGUGUGGGUUUGCUCAUAGUCGCCACCCUUUUGGUGGCCAAGCUCAUCUCUGCCCUCAUUAUGCCUCGAUCUAAUAAGCGUCUUCCUCCCGUUGUCCCCUCAUGGCCUCUCAUCGGGGGUCUUCUUCGGUUCAUCAAUGGUCCCAUUCUCAUGCUACGCGAAGAGUACCCUAAGCUUGGCAGUGUAUUUACUCUCAAUAUCUUUCAUAAAAAGAUCACCUUCUUGGUGGGUCAUGAGGUUUCCGCUCACUUCUUCAAGGCCUCCGAGUCCGAUCUCAGCCAGCAGGAGGUUUACCAGUUCAAUGUUCCUACUUUCGGACCUGGAGUUGUCUUCGAUGUCGAUUACACUGUCCGCCAGGAGCAAUUCCGCUUCUUUACCGAGGCUCUCAGAGUCAAUAAGCUCAAGGGUUAUGUCGAUCAGAUGGUUACCGAGGCUGAGGAUUACUUCUCCAAAUGGGGAGACAGUGGAGAAGUGGACCUAAAGUAUGAACUAGAGCAUCUGAUUAUCCUCACCGCUAGCAGAUGUCUUUUGGGUCGAGAAGUUCGUGACAAGCUCUUUGAUGAUGUUUCUGCUUUGUUCCACGACCUUGACAAUGGCAUGCUUCCUAUCAGUGUCCUCCUCCCUUACCUUCCCAUUCCAGCUCAUCGCCGCCGUGACCAGGCACGCAAGAAGUUAGCUCAAAUCUUUUCACACAUCAUAAAUUCCCGCAAACAAAGUGGCAAGUCAGAGAAUGACAUGUUGCAGUGUUUUAUUGAUUCCAAGUACAAAGAUGGUCGUCCAACAAGUGAAUCUGAGGUCACUGGCUUGCUCAUUGCUGCUCUAUUUGCCGGCCAGCACACUAGUUCUAUCACCUCAACUUGGACCGGUGCAUAUCUUCUGAGUCACAAACAGUUCCUGUCUGCUGCAGUGGAUGAGCAGAGAGAACUUUUGAAAAAGCAUGGGAAUAAGGUGGAUCAUGAUAUCUUGUCUGAGAUGGAUGUCCUGUACCGAAGCAUUAAAGAAGCCCUGAGACUCCAUCCCCCGCUAAUUAUGCUCCUACGUAGCUCACAUAGUGACUUUACAGUGCAAACCCGAGAAGGGAAACAAUAUGACAUUCCCAAAGGCCACAUAGUUGCCACAUCACCAGCUUUCGCCAACCGCCUUCCUCAUGUUUUCAAGGAUCCAGAUAGCUAUGAUCCCGAAAGGUUUGCAGUUGGGAGAGAAGAGGACAAGGUGGCAGGGCCUUUCUCUUAUAUCUCAUUUGGAGGUGGCAGGCAUGGCUGCCUAGGGGAGCCAUUUGCCUACUUGCAGAUUAAGGCAAUCUGGAGCCAUUUGCUUAGGAACUUUGAGUUCGAACUUAUCUCGCCUUUCCCUGAGAUUGAUUGGAAUGCCAUGGUUGUGGGUGUCAAAGGAAAGGUGAUGGUCCGGUACAAGAGGCGGGAGCUAUCUGUGAACUAAUAAUUCCAGAUAAUUAGGUUUGCUAGCGAUCGUGGUUGCUAAGUUUAGCUAUUUAGACGUUUUUGGCUCAUUUUUUUAUGCAUUUCUAUUGUAUCAGCUUCCGCAUUCUGCUGUCUCUUAAACUCUCAAGUAUUUACUUUUCUGUUUGAUCGUUGCGUGUGUUAAGCUGCCACACAAUGUGACGAUAUCGUAGCUUGCAAUUUGCAGUGAGUAUAGUACCUCUUGGAUGAUGAUGCUUUGAUUUUUUGUUUGUUGUAGUUGAACUUGAUUACAUUGAUUUUUUGUUUCUUGUUGUAGCUGAACUUGAUAAGAAGGCAAUAACUAGAAUAACUAGAUCUCUUAUCUUA
Messenger RNA from Cannabis sativa, 2021 nucleotides. RefSeq names its product sterol 14-demethylase. Bases 214 to 1674 code for a protein of 486 amino acids. The record is from RefSeq and is a predicted model, not a curated record. NCBI's taxonomy places the organism in Eukaryota, Viridiplantae, Streptophyta, Magnoliopsida, Rosales, Cannabaceae. Gene Ontology annotation, molecular function: iron ion binding; oxidoreductase activity, acting on paired donors, with incorporation or reduction of molecular oxygen; heme binding. The transcript has 3 exons.